Molecule: messenger RNA, 1385 nt
Organism: Ilex paraguariensis (yerba mate)
Lineage: Eukaryota; Viridiplantae; Streptophyta; Magnoliopsida; Aquifoliales; Aquifoliaceae
Source: the annotation of a GenBank genome assembly
AAUCCGUCCGAUGGACUUUACCUAACCCACUUCCGUCCCGCUCCGUCCCCGUUAUAUAUAUAUAUACACACUCCAGUAAAGCGCUAACUAGAUCUACUCUCUCUAAUCUCUAUCAGCCAUUCAGUCGCCCGCCUCCAUACUGGGUGUCGACUGCUCAACGUUAAAAUCAGACCUCCCUCCAGGCGUCGGCUGCCCAACGUCGACAAAGCCUCUGCUGUUCCUCAACGCCGGCACAGCCUCACAGGUCACUGAGACAUCAAUAUGGAAGAAGGCCAACUUGUGAGAAUAUGAUUCUGUCAUUGGGUACUACAACUUUCCCUUCAACAAAACUGCCUCCAGUUUCAGUUGCUGCCCCAACUUUUAGCAGCAGCAUCAUUCUUUUCAAAGUAAACAGUUAUUCAAGGGAUACACGAUUUCAUUUUUGUGAUGUUGGGAUACAUCCACAACCAAAAGGAUGGAUUCAUGCUGUAGUUUCUUCCUUUCCAAACCACCAAGGAAUUUGGGAAGAUCCUGAUGAUGGUAGUGGAAGUGAAUAUGAAUAUGAAGAUGAAGAUGAAGAUGAAGAUGAGGAAGUGGAAGAAAAUGAUUUGGAUUUUGAGAGUGACUGGGAAGCAGAAAGAGAUGCUGCNUGGGAAGAUCCUGAUGAUGGUAGUGGAAGUGAAUAUGAAUAUGAAGAUGAAGAUGAGGAAGUGGAAGAAAAUGAUUUGGAUUUUGAGAGUGACUGGGAAGCAGAAAGAGAUGCUGCAGCUACUAGCAGUGUUGAUCAGUUGUCGACAAGCAAGUAUGAUGAGGAUCUUGUGACAGAGGUUGAACAGCUUUUGGGACCAGAAGAAAGAGAAAUUUUGAAACAGAAUGAAACUCCUAACCUGGAGAAAAUAUCAACUGUCAAAUGGAACCACCUCCAUAGUCUUGGGAUGGCAGGGCAGAUACAUUUCAUGGACAAGCUUCUUGAAAAUGGGGUUGAUGUUGACCUUGUUGAUAAGGAUGGUUUGACCACUCUUCAUAAAGCAAUUAUAGGCAAAAAGGAGGCAGUCAUCAGUCACCUUUUAAGAAAAAGUGCAAGUCCUCACGUCAGAGAUCUGGAUGGUGCUACUCCACUUCAUUAUGCAGUUCAAGUGGGUGCCAGGCAAACUGUGAAGUUAUUGAUCAAAUACAAGGUCAAUGUGAAUGUUGCUGAUAAUGAAGGUUGGACUCCAUUGCAUGUCGCCAUACAAAGUAGAAAUAGAGACAUAGCAAAAAUUUUGUUGGUUAAUGGGGCAGACAAGACCAGAAGGAAUAAGGAUGGGAAAACACCUCUCGACCUAAGCUUAUGUUACGGGAAGGAUUUCAAGUCUUAUGACCUUGCCAAGUUACUGAAGCUCGUACCAGCUAACAGAGAUCAGUGA